This is a messenger RNA of Numida meleagris (helmeted guineafowl), 4843 nucleotides long. It is a transcript of the gene RNF2, whose product is annotated as ring finger protein 2. Lineage: Eukaryota; Metazoa; Chordata; Aves; Galliformes; Numididae. Gene Ontology annotation, molecular function: ubiquitin protein ligase activity; chromatin binding. The record is from RefSeq and is a predicted model, not a curated record. Gene Ontology annotation, cellular component: ubiquitin ligase complex; PcG protein complex. The coding region runs from base 1516 to 2583 and encodes 355 amino acids. The transcript is spliced from 7 exons.
CUCCCAGUCUGGUACACCUAUCUGGGAUUGCCCCAACACAAGCACAGCACCUUGCACUUGGCUGUGUUGAACCUCACUUGGUUCACGUGGGCCCACUUUUCAAGCCUAUCCAGGUCCCUUUGGAUGGCAUCCCUCUCUUCUGUGGUCAGUAGUCAGAGAUGGGCCAGUCAUGAGCAAAUCUAAAGGAGAGCUUGGUGGUUGUGGUUAUGAGCCUGCCAGGUGGUGCUUGCAUUGUCAAGGUGAUUUGGGGUCAGAAUGUGGAGUUGGUGAAGCUUGAUCCUUGACAUUGGUGCCAGUUGUUGGUGCUGCUACAGUGAGAAGCAGUGUGAUCCAGUCUGAUGUACAACAGUGUCAUCAAGGAAAGAAGUCAAACCUCAUUCAGAUGAAUUUGUCAGGGUUGGUAUGGAUUUGGAAACAGAUUAUAAGAAGUAUGGGAGCAGGAAGAACGCUACCGAGUCUCAUCUGCUUACCCAUGCGGUGUGAGAUUAGUUAUUCUUUCUUUCUCUUUUCAGCCUCUGUGAGUUAACCCUUGUUUCCACUGUGCUCUGAUCUCGACUCUGUGUGUACCAGAGGCGGAGGAGGUGUUCACUAGUGUCCAAGAGGGCCGCGUGGAUCUCUUUGUUUUCAGCCAGCUUUAAGGCCGGUAUUUUUCCUCUUGCAAUCCCAAAGUGCUGUCGCUGCAUACCUUAUGUUGAGAAUUAAGUAUGCUGCAUCUCAAAUGAGAAGCUUUUAGAAUAAAGCCGAUUGAUUAUAUGUCAGGACACUUGCGCUGUGUCUCCUGCAGCGUGGCCUCCUGUGUGUUGCAGUAAUGUUAACGUACUUGUUCUCCAGGCUGGUGUUCUGGCUGGCAGCCUGGCACUGGAACAGCUGCCAUCGUGCUAACAAGCGUGAGCACAGAUGUUUAGGCAAGGUGUGCUUGUGCAUUUGGUGAUCUCUGCUGUGGGCCACUGCAAGGAGUUCUUUGCUGCUGCAGAGCUGCGUAAUGUCCGAAGCAGGCUUUUCUGGGAUGCCCCAGCACUUCUCUGGGGUGUCCAGCUGCACUCCCACGUGCGCUUCCCAUUCUGGGAGGAGUCUGAAUGUUCUGCAGGUUGAUGAGUGUCGGUACAUGGGAGACAGUUAAGUAAAUAUCUCAGCUUUAAGAGCACUCCAGAGUCCUUAAUUCAGUGCAAACACAGGAUAAUGUUGUUGGAUCUCUGUGGGAAGAGCUGACUGACAACAACACAUAACAGCAGCCCUUACUCUGAAGGACUCGACCUGUUGCAUACGUGAAAUUACUCUGAAUAACAGCAGAAAUCAAGUCACUGAGAAAUAUUUCCUUCCUUUGCCACUGGUACAAUUUUCAGCAGUGCUUCUUCGCUGACACGUGUUGCUUACUCCAUAAUUACAUUCAUGUCUCUGAGUAUUUUACAUAAAAGUCCCAGAACCUUUGAGAGAACCGCGCAGUGCCCUGCCAGAAGUGGGGCUGAUGCUCUGCAGCUGGGUCACAGUGGCUUGUCUCUGCUGCUGGGGUAAGUGAUGCGCUGCAGGCCUCAUUCUUCUGACCCAUGCAGAGGAGUGUGUCUUGUGACAGCCAUGUCUCAAGCCGUGCAGACCAACGGGACGCAGCCUUUAAGCAAGACCUGGGAGCUCAGUUUGUAUGAGUUGCAAAGAACACCUCAGGAAGCGAUCACGGAUGGCUUGGAAAUCGUGGUGUCACCCAGGAGCCUGCACAGCGAACUCAUGUGUCCCAUUUGUUUGGACAUGUUAAAAAAUACCAUGACGACAAAAGAGUGUCUGCAUCGUUUCUGUGCUGACUGUAUCAUUACAGCCCUCAGGAGCGGCAACAAAGAAUGUCCCACGUGUCGUAAAAAGCUGGUGUCGAAAAGAUCGCUGCGACCAGAUCCCAAUUUUGAUGCUCUCAUCAGUAAAAUUUAUCCAAGCCGGGAUGAAUAUGAAGCUCAUCAGGAGAGAGUGCUAGCAAGAAUCAGUAAACACAAUAACCAGCAAGCUUUAAGUCACAGCAUUGAGGAAGGACUAAAGAUUCAGGCUAUGAACAGGUUGCAGAGGGGCAAGAAACAACAGAUUGAGAACGGCAGUGGAGCAGAAGAUAACGGUGACAGUUCGCACUGUAGCAAUGCCUCAACACACAGCAAUCAGGAAGCAGGGCCUAGUAACAAGAGGACCAAAACAUCAGAUGAUUCUGGGCUAGAACUGGACAAUAACAACACAGCUGUGGCCAUAGACCCCGUACUGGAUGGUGCCAGUGAAAUAGAAUUAGUCUUCAGGCCUCAUCCUACCCUCAUGGAGAACGAUGACAGUGCACAGACGAGAUACAUCAAGACCUCAGGCAAUGCCACUGUUGAUCACUUGUCCAAGUACCUAGCUGUGAGAUUGGCUCUGGAAGAGCUUCGGAGCAAAGGAGAAUCAAACCAGAUGAAUCUUGACACGGCCAGUGAGAAGCAGUAUACUAUUUACAUAGCUACUGCCAAUGGGCAGUUCACUGUAUUAAAUGGGUCGUUCUCCUUGGAACUGGUCAGUGAGAAGUACUGGAAGGUGAACAAACCCAUGGAACUGUACUAUGCACCAACGAAGGAACAUAAAUAAGCUGUGCUGGACAACUGAGAUGGGACUAACUCUCUUUUUAUAGCUAUGACUUCUUUAAUAUUAAAAGAAGGCACCAUCAUUAUCUUCAUGGACAAUACAUAUGUGAUGCCUUCAGGCUCUCAGUAUACUUAUUAAUAUGAUUAGACAGUAUUCUUGAUUGUAUUUAAUUUAGACUUUUUUUUGUUGUUUUUCUCUAGUGCUUGACAUGCUUUUUUUGUCCCCAGUGUGUGAUAACUGAAUGAGUGUUCCAGUUUGGAAUGUCUUAAUUUUAUCCAGGUAAAUCUGGAUUUCUAAUACAUUUGACACAGUUAUAGUAGCCUCUGUGAAGUAUUGAGCAUUGGAUGGCUAAGUAAGUCUAUUCAAUAGUAACGUAUGCCAAGGAAUGUGUUAAAUGUUGUAAUUUGCUAAUGGUUAUCCAUAUAAAAGAUGGUAGAGAAUUGAUUUCUGAUAGUCUUGCAACUAGAGGAGAUCUCAUUCCCUAGAAAAUACGUAUUAUUCAGUCUUUUUUUUUUUUUUUUUUGAACAAAUACAGCUAUAGUGAGAAAACUGACACUUUAAAAACCUUGCUCCUUACUGAGCUUCAGUGCAAGGUGAUUCCUGAGGUUGGUUUGCUUCAGUCAAAACAAAACCAAAACCAAACAAACCCCAAACCCUUCCCUGUGAAGAAAUCCCAAUCUUGGUCCACACUGCAGUUUCCCAUCCGGCUCCUGUUGCAGUGGUAAUCCUGUCCUCACAAACUUAGUUGAACAAAAUCUUAUGGAAGGUUUACAGCCCUACCCUGUUCCAUAUAAUAACAGAUUUUUGUUGAGAAUGUAUCAGAACUUGCUGUAAAGAAUCGUCUUAAACAUCUUUUGAAAGCAAAUCCCCUAAAUUCCAGUGCACUGACAUAAUGCAAAUGAAAAUAUUUUGCUUUAGAGGAUUCUUGCACCCAGCUGUGAGCUUUACUAGGCUUCAGUUUGAGUAGGGAGGACUUCAACCAUGAGCUGCUCUGAGAUUACUUUUUUUUUUGGCAUAGCUUUAACAAAUGCGGCAUAGCACUUUGGAAGGAAAUUUUAGUACUUGACAAAGUUUACCAUUUAGUGUCUUAAAUUUAGGUUCAAGUUUUAAAACUUGGCAGUAGGCUGUUGCGUGAAGGCCAGUAGCUGCUGUUCAUGUGCAUGUUAAACUUCUCUUCCCUGGCACUGCACGUUGUUGUCAUGUCACGUCAUGGGGGUUGCUUUGCCUUUAGCAUUCUGUCUGAUGGGAAAUGUGUUACGGGAGAUUGCCUGUACUGUAAGACUUCCUGAGGAAGCCUCCACACAUUUGCACCUGAAGCUAGAAGCAAAAGAGUUGCUCUAAUAGAUGAGAAGCAACGUGCUCGACCUUGCCCGGCAUGGCUGCUGCUCACCGCCUGCAGUCAGACUGAAGAUGUGGCGUGUGGUACGUAAGCAUUCAGCUGCUUGGGGACUCUCCUGGGAGGGAAGGACCCUUUUAUUGCUUCAGUCUUUCAAGGCUCACACUUGUAAAUACGUGUCUGUUCUGACUGCUGCUUCAGAUCAGCUUCAUCCCUACGUGAAAGCUACACAGACUUCUCUGAGUAAUUAUUUGCUCUUACUGGAAGCGCAUGUGUCUUCAUGACUGUAGAAUGGAAGUAUUCGGGCCCCAGAAGGCCAGGGGUUAAAUUUAAUUAAAUAACUUUAAUCAUUACCUUCUGCUGAAGUGUUGCGUUGCACAGACUGUUAGUGCACGUCCACUGAAUAUAACACAGAGCGGCUGGGCGUGCUGUGAUUCAAGUGCUUGAAAAUUUGAGGAGGAAGUUCUAGAUUGGUUGCAGCACACCUUCCCAGGGUGCCAGCGAAGGGAACAUCCAGUCCCUUAAGCAGGAGAGCUGUUAGUGAAGCUGAGCGGUCUGUUUAGGAACAAUCUGUCGCUUUGUCCCCGGUUCUUUAGAUCGUGUGGGAGAACGUGAAGCUUUUAUUUUCCUGUUCAUGUUGUAGUGAAUUUACGGAAUAUUUAUGUUCUCUAAAUAUUCUCUAUAAUGUCGUUGUUUGAUUAAACCGUUGAUUGCACUGUGACUCACUAGUGGUAUCAACUAUUUUAUUUUCUAAAUGGCUUUGCUACUCCACCUUGUUAAGCCAUGGUGGAUUUUUGUGUUGUUUUUUCUUUUUUUUCCCCCCACGUACGUGACGUGUUAGGUAUGGAUAAGCUCUAGUAUCCAACCACAGUCGUGAUGACAUUCCUCUUACAAACUAACAAUAAAAGCCAAAAUGUUAUGAACGAA